Messenger RNA from Rotaria sp. Silwood1, 282 nucleotides. The record is from the annotation of a GenBank genome assembly. NCBI's taxonomy places the organism in Eukaryota, Metazoa, Rotifera, Eurotatoria, Philodinida, Philodinidae.
AUGUCUAAUAGCUCUGACCUUCUCGCUUUUCUUCUAUCAGCUGUUGAUGAUGAAGGACAACCAUUCACUAAUCAAGAAAUCAAAGAACAAGCGCUUUCGUUUGUUGGUGGUGGUGGUGAAACAACUGGAAGUCUUAUGGUAUGGUUAUUUCAUAUAUGGAUAACUCAUAAACAUGCUUUACAAGCAUGUCGUGAAGAAAUUAACAGAAUUCUUUCCGAUUGUUCUGUGCCAUAUUUUCUACGCCAUUGCAUACAUGAACAUACUAUUGGUACAGAACAUUAA